AUGUGGAGGAAAUAUAUCUUGACUAUUCUACUCUCAACACCAACAUUUUACAAUGCAUUGGAGUAUUCAGUUCUCUUAAAACCCUGCCUUUAUAUGAUUGUGGACUUAUUGGUCCCUUACCUAAUCAAGUUGCAUGGAAAGCUCCCAAGAUGGAUAGGGAAUGCAUCGUUUUUGGAGAGAUUAGUUUUGUCCAACAAUGGUUUCGAGGGUUUUAUUCCAAUGGAAUUUUGCAAGUUGAAUAGCUUGGACUUUUUGGAUCUUUCCCAAAAUCAUUUAUCUGGAUCUAUACCGUCAUGUUUUAAUCCACCAAACAUAGAGCAUGUCCACCUCCACGGAAAUAGACUUAGAGGUCCACUAUCACUUGCUUUUUAUAAUAGCUUUUCUCUAGUGACUUUAGAUCUUAGGGGAAACAAUUUGACAGGUAAUAUUCCAAAAUGGAUUGACACACUUUCUUCUUUGAGUGUUCUUCUUCUGAAAGAUAAUCAUUUUCACGGUGAAGUUCCAGUUCAGUUAUGCAAGUUGCACUCUUUAAGCAUCAUAGAUCUUUCUCAAAAUAUGUUUUCUGGUCCUAUACCUUCUUGUUUGGGAAAUUUAUCUCUUCCAUUGAAAGAGAAAGAGAGUCUAACAACUAAGCUCUACCUUCCAUUUAUAGAAAGGGAUGAAUCAACAUCCAUUGCAAUGAGAAAAUUGGUAAGGGAUAUAAAUCCCUACUAUCCUACAAGCUACUUAGAAGAAGUAAUAGAAUUCACAACAAAGAGUGGGUUCUAUUCGUACAAGGGCGAUAUCCUUUCAUAUAUGACUGGGAUUGAUUUAUCUUGCAACAACUUAACUGGUCAUAUCCCACCAGAAUUAGGGAACUUGAGUGAAAUCCAUUCUUUAAACCUUUCACACAAUAAGUUGACCGGAGUUAUACCCUCGUCAUUCUCAAAACUUCAUCAAAUUGAGAGUUUGGACCUUUCUUACAACAACUUGAGUGGUGAAAUCCCCAAUCAAUUGGUAGAGUUGAACUCUUUGGAGGUUUUCAGCGUGGCAUACAACAACUUGUCAGGUAGUAUUCCCGAACCAAAAGCUCAAUUUGGGACCUUUAUUGAAAAUAGUUAUGAGGGAAAUCCAUUUCUGUGUGGAGUUAUAUUGCAUAAAAUUUGA
Messenger RNA from Gossypium raimondii (Peruvian cotton), 1146 nucleotides. Its product is annotated as receptor like protein 21-like. The record is from RefSeq and is a predicted model, not a curated record. NCBI's taxonomy places the organism in Eukaryota, Viridiplantae, Streptophyta, Magnoliopsida, Malvales, Malvaceae. Gene Ontology annotation, molecular function: protein binding. Bases 1 to 1146 code for a protein of 381 amino acids. The transcript has a single exon.